AUGUCGACCUACGCCGAAGCCGCUGCAUCCUCGGGCCCUACAGGAGCCCAGAAACUUCCCGAGCCUGCCAAAGUGCAGCAUACCACCGAGCCCCACGGCGGCGUGGAACUAGUGGACAAGGAGGAGUUGGAAGAAAUCAAGAAGGAUGCCAAAGAACGGGCACGUGAUGCUGUCGCCAAGGGCAAGAAGACUCUUGGAGACGUUGCUGAGGUGUCCCGGGAGGAUGCCAAACGCCUCAAGGAGGAAGGAAAGUCGCUUUGGAGCCAGGCGGUGGCCUACGCCAGCGAAAAGUACGACGCCGUUUCGCUGUACGUGCGCCGCAACGUCAACUCGGACACGGUGGCUGCUGCUGGCCGCGAGUUGCAAAACCCUGCGGUUGUGGGCCAGUUGGCGCUUAUUGCCGGUGCUGCCACUGCCGGAUCGUACGUGUACUCGGAGCGUGCUCGCAUUAGAAGCGACAACGGGUAUGUGGUUGCUAUCCAUGCCGGCUUGAUCACGGCGUUGGUGUUGGGCGAUGUGUAUGUGUUCCGCCGGUUGUACGCGAGAUCGAAGCGUGCUUAG
Molecule: messenger RNA, 561 nt
Organism: Clavispora lusitaniae ATCC 42720
Lineage: Eukaryota; Fungi; Ascomycota; Pichiomycetes; Serinales; Metschnikowiaceae
Cellular component (GO): mitochondrial outer membrane
Molecular function (GO): nascent polypeptide-associated complex binding
Source: RefSeq, a predicted model, not a curated record